UCAUCAUCGUCAUCAUCAUCGUCAUCAUCAUCGUCAUCAUCAUCGUCAUCAUCAUCGUCAUCAUCAUCGUCAUCAUCAUCGUCAUCAUCAUCGUCAUCAUCAUCGUCAUCAUCAUCGUCAUCAUCAUCGUCAUCAUCAUCGUCAUCAUCAUCGUCAUCAUCAUCGUGUCACUCAGUCUUGAAGAAAUCGGCAAAACAUAAGUCUGCAAUAUCGGAGGACAGAAAACCACACCAGGUUUUGACAGAAAAUUUGACCCAGAUGUCCAUGCCGAAGUUAAUUCAGAGGAUCCACUGUAAAAAGUCAUUAGAUGAGCAAAAAGUGCGGCAGAUUAAGAUUGAAUAAACAGGAUCAACUCCUACAAAAAAACCGUAA
Molecule: messenger RNA, 372 nt
Organism: Symsagittifera roscoffensis
Lineage: Eukaryota; Metazoa; Xenacoelomorpha; Acoela; Convolutidae
Exons: 2
Source: RefSeq, a predicted model, not a curated record